GGCGCGCGCUGGGGCGGCGGCGGGCGCGGCGGGGCCGGCCGCUGGGCGCGCGCUGCCGCCGCCAUGGACACCGCGGGGGUCGCCGUCAUCGGCAGUGGACUCAUUGGUCGCAGCUGGGCCAUGGUGUUUGCUGCUGGAGGCUUCAAAGUGAAACUUUAUGAUAUUGAACAACAACAGCUAACAAGUGCACUGGAAAACAUUCGCAAACAAAUUAAAGAGCUGGAGAAGACAGGAUUCCUGAAAGGAGAUUUGAGUGCUGAGCAGCAGUUAUCUCUCAUUAGCAUCUGUACGGACCUGAAGGCAGCAGUAGAGGGUGCUACUUUCAUUCAGGAGUGUACUCCAGAGGACCUGGAACUGAAAAAGAAGAUUUUCGGUCAGUUAGAUCUUAUUGUUGAUGACAAUGUUAUCUUGAGCAGCUCGACCUCUUGUCUCUUACCUAGCAAGUUGUUCACUGGCCUUAAACAUGUUAAGCAGUGUAUCGUGUCACAUCCUGUAAAUCCACCUUAUUUUGUGCCAUUGGUUGAAAUUGUUCCUCAUCCAGAAACAGAUCCUUCCGCUGUAGAGAGAACAUAUGCCCUGAUGAAGAAGAUUGGUCAGUCACCUGUCAAACUAAACAGAGAAGUUGAGGGGUUUGUUUUGAAUCGGCUCCAGUAUGCAGUGAUAAGUGAAGCCUGGAGACUUGUGGAUGAAGGAGUAAUAUCUCCUACUGAUCUAGACCUUGUGAUGUCUGAUGGAUUAGGAAUGCGAUAUGCAUUUAUUGGACCUUUGGAAACCAUGCAUCUUAAUGCAGAAGGUAUUUCAAACUAUUGUGAAAGAUACCGUGAAGGUAUGAGACUUGUUCUGAACACCUUUGGACCAGUUCCAGAAUUUUCAGGUGAAAUUAAGCAGAAAAUCACUCAGGCAAUGUCUGAAAAAAUUCCAGUUGUUCCAAAAAUAUUGGAUGCCAGGAGAAAAUGGAGAGAUGAAUGUCUUACUGGUCUUGCCAAACUGAAAAAACAAAUGAAAUCUGACUGAGGUGCACCUUGUUUAACAGGAGAGAUCAAAUGAAGAGCUUCAUAAAAAGUGGAAGGCUUUGGUCAUGCAGAAGAGGAGACUGAAUGUGCAACCAACAAUACGCACAAGUGUAGAGACCAAUUAAACAUUUGGUCCAAAUUUAUAAUGAUGUAAUUAAUUAAUAACUGGAAACAGUCAUUGAAAAGUUUAGUUGAAAUUUAUCAAAUUAUUAUAUAUAUAUGCAUUAAAUGUGUAAGCAUUAAGUAGCUUUAGCAGUAUUAAUACUGUGCAGUGCUGGAACACAGUUAUGUUUAAAUAAUGCAUUUUUCAGCUUGCUUAGGAAUUCAGCGCUUGAACAAUAUUUGCUUAUGCAGGGAUCUGAAAUAGGCAAACAUCAGCUGUUUGUCUCUGGAGAAAAUAAGCCCUCACCCACCAAUCACUGUGACCGCGAGGUUAAUUUGUAAAGCACUGACUGUAGAUAGGAGAAGGUUGUGUUGAGCAAAGAGCACAUUCACUGGCUGGUGACCUGAGACCUCAGCAGCAGAAAGGGUCAGCUCAACUUAGCUCUGUAACUGUUCAACAAUGUGGGGGAAAGAAUUACUCCUCCUUUCCCCUCCCUUUUGCACUUCUAUACCUGUAUAAUGAUCUAAAUGUGAGUAAAUAGAGCAUAAUUCCCAACCCCCCCCCCAUCUUCUACUCCUGGUUCUGUAAGACUUGCCAGAGUGGUCUUUAAGACCAUGCACUUGAUAACCCCAUGGCUUUGCCUCUAGUCCAGCUCAGAUGUUUGAUGCUGGCCAUUGGCAUUGCUGCAUAAAUAUUUGCUCCAUUUUAAGACUUGUCCAUGACAAAUAGGAUAUUUUUAUGUAAUAGCUUGUUUGGGCGACAGUGGUGUAGUGGAUUGGUCUGGGCUGUCUCCCAGGCUACUCUGUGAUUGAGUGACCUUGGGAAGCCAGUUCACCCCUCUGAUACCAUGUCUGAAGCAAGGAGUGCUUCUUUAGGGCUUAGGUAGCUGAAAGGACCUCAGUUACCUGCUAUUUUGCUCCUCUGCAGAGGCAAAGAUGCAGUGGCCUAGAGGUAGCAUAAGGACAAAGCAUGCACCUGGGAGUAGUAAAAUCCUCAGUUGCUGCAGUGGCCUGUUUCAGUCCACAGCAGGCAUAGUGCAUAUCAAAUGAAUGUAUGUACCCUGUAAUGUAGUUGGACUUUGAGCUUAGCUGGAACCUUGGGACAUUAUUGUUAUGCAGAUAGUCAGGAUAACUGGAAACAGUGCAUUGCAUCCACACUGCUCGAGUUAAGCAUUGUGCUAACUGGUCGCGUAGCUUCAGUCACAGCACAGCUACAGAAGUAUCAAUUUUGUUAAUGCUCUGCUCAGGGCAUUUCAAAUCUUGUUUUUUACGGAGGGUGCAGCACACAAAUAGGUUACUGAAACUUAAUUAGUUGUCAUUUUGAGCUGAACAGCAGAAAUGUCUGCAUGAACAUACCAAUACCAAUUAUUUCUGCUUAGGUCACAGUAAAAGUUAGACCUAAGAAAAAUUGUAUUAUGACAUAAGUGGUAAGCCAAGAACACAUCUCUGGAUGUGAAACAUGGUAUGGGGGGCAUAUUGCUGAGGUUGUCCUCUACUCUUUUAUAGUCAGUGGAGAGAAAGGAAAAUUGGUAAGCUCAAUAUAUUUUAUCCCAAUAUAGACCUAAAAUUGUCAGGUUUAUUCUGUUUUUAUGGCCACAGCGACCUGCUCAAUGUGCAUUUAGACAUUUGAAGUUGGGGAGGUCAAUCCUCACUCCUGAUGCCUUCUUGAGCAAUCAUUAAUUAUGGGGCUGAUUUCCUCAUUUCAUGUGGUGAGGCCAUAGGAGGUUCCAAUUACUUUCAGGAUUAGACCUGUUUUACUAUGAGCAUAGGACAUUUUAAUUGCUAAUUACCUCACAUUGCUUCUGUUUAUUCUGAAAUAUGUUAAAACUUGAUCAUAGCAUCAAAUAUUUGCCUCCAUCUUUAUUAUUUGCUUAUGAAUAAAAUAUUUUAAUGAUGAAGUUAUUAA
Apus apus (common swift) is the source of this 3021-nucleotide messenger RNA. RefSeq names its product crystallin lambda 1 (gene CRYL1). The transcript is spliced from 8 exons. Gene Ontology annotation, molecular function: NAD+ binding; L-gulonate 3-dehydrogenase activity. Bases 64 to 1014 code for a protein of 316 amino acids. The record is from RefSeq and is a predicted model, not a curated record. Gene Ontology annotation, biological process: fatty acid metabolic process. Lineage: Eukaryota; Metazoa; Chordata; Aves; Apodiformes; Apodidae.